CAAGAGGGGAAAAUGGUGAGCAGCCACGACAAAACACCAACUCGGGAGGGAGAACAGGAAAACUCACAAAGAAAAGAAUGAGUGGGGUUACAGCUUCCCCGCAAAUUCUGAACGCCUUUCUGCCUCACUCCACCAAUUCCCUGCCCAAACCAACCUUCAAGUCCGCCGCAAUCACAUUUACCCCGCCGCAGAACCGUCACCUUGCCUGCUCCGGACUCGCAAAACCCAGUACCCAGCUGGUCCUCACUGCGCGCCGUGGAACCAGCCUGAGAUGCAGGAGCAGCACCGACUCCGCCGACUCCACUUCUGAGGAGAAUGAGAGCAAGAGCGUACUGGAUGCCUUCUUCUUGGGGAAGGCUCUAGCGGAAGUGCUGAACGAGCGGCUUGAAUCGGCUGUUGGGGAGAUUAUGAGCACCAUUGGGAAGCUUCAAUCUGACCAGCAAAAGCACAUACAAGGCUUCCAGGAAGAUGUGGUGGGGAGAGCCAAGAAGGCCAAGCAAGAAGCUGCACAGACUACCUCAGUAGUCGAAGCAUCAACUGAUCCUGAAACCGACAUUUCAGAGGUCGAGGUGGUGACCGGCGCAUGAUCUUCUCCCAGGAUUGAAUCUUCAGCCGGGCUCAUGACCUUUUAAAAAGUCUUCUCUUUCUACAGUUUUUCCUUUAAGUUUGGUGUUCUAUCAUCGGGCCGAAUGAAAUAGUAGUUCAGUUACCCUCUUCGCAAGGGAGAAUAUUAGUGUUACUACCCUGUGUACCUUCUUCAUUCACAUUCUCAUAUGGAAUAAAAUAGAUCCACAAAUCUUUCUGGAUUAGAUCGAUCACCGGAAAAGCAAGAACAAAUUCGUUGAUCGGCUUACCAAGUUGCAGUCACAAAUUUGUAGGCAUUCAUUGAUCGAUAGCCGGAAAAUGGCAGUCUGCUAGUACAAAUACACUCAAAACUGUAGGCAUUCAUGCCAGAACUGUUGCCAUGCUUUCCAUCUAAAAGUAAAUGAAAAAGGAGGGGUUCAAGCG
This is a messenger RNA of Linum tenue, 1008 nucleotides long. Lineage: Eukaryota; Viridiplantae; Streptophyta; Magnoliopsida; Malpighiales; Linaceae. The record is from the annotation of a GenBank genome assembly.